This is a messenger RNA of Candida albicans SC5314, 1392 nucleotides long. RefSeq lists its product as uncharacterized. The transcript has 3 exons. Bases 1 to 1392 code for a protein of 463 amino acids. Gene Ontology annotation, molecular function: metal ion binding. Lineage: Eukaryota; Fungi; Ascomycota; Pichiomycetes; Serinales; Debaryomycetaceae. The record is from RefSeq and is a predicted model, not a curated record.
AUGUCUUCACAAGUUCCAGAAUCAGAAGCUCUUAAGAUAAAAUACAAGGAAAUAGCAGCCUUGAAGAAAGCAAUACAAGAAAAGCAAGAAUUGAAAAGGCAACAACAACAGAGUGCUUCCAAGAUUCAGAAACAGGCGUAUAAAAGAAUAUUGAAAUUGCCAGUAAACCCAAAUGUUUUUCUUCAGCAAAAGCCAAAAUUUUCUAAUAUGACAUUGGUAGUUAAUAAUACAGGUGGUAGUACUAACGGAACAGCUUCGGCAACAAAAGAAGGCACAAGCUCCACUGACCAGCAGGGGUAUGUAAGUGUUCAGUCAUCUGGAGGUAAGUCAUUUUACAACAUAAAUGUUUAUCAGCAAGAAGCUGAAAAGUUGAAAGCCAAAAUUUUACUAAAGAAAAAACAGGUACAGGAACAGAAAAGAUUAGAGAAGAUAAGAAAUCAAAUUCCAAAGUUCCGAACUAUGUCUGACAAUUGUGAUCGAAUCAAGAUUAAUGGGGACAAGUACGCAGUGACGGAAAACGGACGAGCACUUGUACCCAUUAGAAUGUUUCAGCUUACUAACCCUAUAGAGUGUAUUUGGAAUGGAAACAAAUACCAAAGAAAUUCACAAGGAGUGUUUAAAUUGUCGACACCAGUCAGAAGAAAAAGAAAAAACACGGAGCUUUGUCGUUAUUUUACAAGAACAGGAAUGUGUGACAAAGGUAUAAAUUGCAAAUAUGAUCAUGAUAAGGAAAAAAUCAGAAUUUGUCCUCUAUUUUUAUUGGGCAAAUGUUAUUCGAAAAACUGUUUAUUAUCCCAUUCUCCAAAUGACAAUAAUACGCCGCAGUGUCGUUAUUUCUUAGAUAAGUCAUGUCAAAACCCCAAUUGCAAGUAUCGGCAUUUCAAACCGGCCCAUUAUAAUGACCCCAAUUAUGAAAUUUGGACUUGUCGGCCAUUUGCAAUUGGUGGGUUUUGCCUGAGAGGUAAGAAAUGUUCGUUUCUUCAUUUGUUAAAUUGUCCAGAUUUUGAAGAAGACAAUUACUGUGUUAUGGGUAGAGAGUGUCCACUCACCCACCAGUUUACGCUCAAAACACAAGAUCUGAUUGCCACAAAGUCAAAUAAGUAUAUACGAGAUGAAACUGUGGUUACAGAGGAGUCCACGCCAACACCAGUGAAAACGAUUGUUAAUAGUUAUACUGUUGAUCCUAAAUUAUUGUUUGUUGUCGAUGAGACUGGAAAUUACCAAUUCUAUAUAGACAACAAUGGUGGUGACAAAAGUCAAUUUGAUCUGAAUUUGGGGUCUCUGAAUGAAUUUUUGAUUGAGUUGUCUAGUUCAUCGGAAGAAAGUGAUUUAGAGGAUUCGCAAGAGGAAGAUGAUGAAAUUGAAGAGAAUGAAGAUUAUGUAGUUCUAUAG